AUGAUGGCUGCUACAGAACAACCAGCUUAUAAUUUGGUGUAUGAUCCAUAUCCAAAUAGCGUUACAUACACCGUUUCAGAUUUCCAAAAAAUUUUAGAAAAGGGUUCCGAAGAUGACAAAAUUGAAAUUAUGAAAAGAAUUUUGGUUCAAAUGUUAGAUGGCAAUCCGUUGCCCGAACUGCUAAUGCAUAUUAUCAGAUUUGUCAUGCCUUCUAAAAAUAAACAUUUGAAAAAACUAUUAUAUUUUUAUUGGGAGAUUGUCCCAAAAUUAGAUCAAGAUGGUAAUCUAAGACAAGAAAUGAUUUUAGUUUGUAAUGCCAUUCAACAUGACUUACAACAUCCUAAUGAAUAUAUUAGAGGGAACACUUUAAGGUUUUUAACAAAGUUGAAAGAACCAGAGUUGUUAGAACAAAUGGUACCAAGUGUUCGUUUAUGUUUGGAAUACAGACAUGCGUACGUUAGGAAGUAUGCCAUUUUGGCUGUAUAUAGCAUUUUCAAAGUUAGUGAUCAUCUUUUCCCAGACGCUGUUGAAGUUAUUAAUACCUUUUUAGCUGCUGAGACUGAUCCAAUUUGUAUUAGAAAUGCUUUUAUUGCCCUAAGUGACUUAGAUCGUGAAUCUGCCUUGGAAUUUUUGAGCAAUAGCACUAGUAACUUGGAAAACUUGGAUCCAUUGUUGCAGGAGGCUUUUGUUGAAUUUAUGAGAAAGGAUGCUACUAAAAUACCUGAUUUAAAGCCUCAAUAUGUUGAGUUACUACAGGAUAUUUUAAGUACAUCCAAUUCAAAUGAAAUUAUUUUUGAUUGUUGCAUGGCCAUUUCUGUUUUAACCAAUGUUCCCUCCACUUUGUGCUCUGUUGCUCGUAAAUUGAUCGAUAUAGCUAUAAAAGAGUCUGAUAAUAAUGUGAAAUUGAUUAUUUUGGAAAGAAUCGAGGAUAUUAACCAAAGAAAUCCAGGCUCUUUAGAAGAAUUAACCUCUGAUAUUUUAUCCGUUUUGAGUACCUCUGACAUUGAUGUGCGUGCUAAAGCCUUGGAUAUUUCAUUAGAAUUGACUUCUUCUAAGAAUUCUGGAGAUGUUGUUAAAUUAUUGAAGAAAGAGUUGCAGUUGACAUUUGAUUCUGGUUCCUCAGAUAGUGACAGUAAUAAUAAAGCUAUAAUAGAGUAUAGGACUUUGUUGAUUAAAAAUAUCACUAAAAUUGCUGCUAAAUUCAUAGAAGUUGCAGCAGAUGUUGUGUCUUUAUUGUUAGAUUCUAUGCCAGCCUUUAAUACUACUGCUGCUAGCGAUGUUAUUACAUUUAUCAAAAAAGUUGUUGAAAAAUAUCCUGAAUUAAGAUCUACUGUACUAAAUAAUUUGAUACAAAGUUUAUUAAAUAUUAAAUCUGCCAAAGCCUACCGUGGUGCCUUGUGGGUUUUAGGUGAAUAUUCUUGUACUGAACAAGAUGUGCAAAACUCAUGGAAACAUAUCCGUAAUAGUUUGGGUCCGCUACCAUUGGUUAAUAAUCCAAAAGAAGAUGAAAGAGAAGAAAAUGCCAAAAAGGAAGAAGAAGAAAACGCUACCAUUGCUGCCUCAUCAUCUGGACCGGUUAUUUUGCCAGAUGGUACGUAUGCUACAGAAUCAGCGAUUACUGCUAAAAGAACAUCGAAGACCGCUGAUCUAAAUGCUGAUUUGGAAAAUGAAAGGCCUCCAUUACGCCGUUUUGUAUUAAAAGGUGAAUUUUAUACUGCUGCUGUUUUAGCCUCCACCCUUGUUAAAUUAGUCUUACAGUUUUCAAAAUGUAGUGGUAACAUUAAGAUUUUGCAUGGUAUGAGGGCUGAGGGUGCUUUGAUGUUGAUUCAUAUUUUAAGGGUCAGCGACUACAUCGAAGCUAAUAUUGACGAAGAUUCCAAGGAGAAAUUGACACAAGCUAUUUCGAUUUUGGUUGAACAAGAAUCUGCUGAAGAUAAACAAGUCUUACAAAUGGCCUUUUUGGAAGCUACCCUAUCCUCUUUCCAAUCACAAUUGAAAACCAAGAGAGGGUUGGGCAAGAGGCAAAAAUUAAGAAGCGGAAAUGUUUCUGGCGUCAAAAAUAUUGAAUUGAGGAAGGCAAAAACUUCAGAAUUUGAAGUUGAUAAACAAAUCAUUUUUAGACAAUUUUCAGAUUCUAUUCAUAAUACGCCGGUGGAUACAAUUGAAGAAGAUUUGAUUUUGGCUACAAAGGGUUAUAAAAAGAAAGCUGUUUCUACCGUUUCUAAAUUGAAUAAGAUUGUCCAAUUAACCGGGUUUUCUGAUCCAGUGUACGCUGAGGCUUGUAUUACAACCCAUCAAUUUGAUGUUGUUUUGGACGUUUUAUUAGUUAACCAAACGAGGGAUACUUUGAAGAACUUGCAUUGUCAAUUUGCUACAUUGGGUGAUUUGAAAAUCAUCGAUAAUCCACCCUCCAGUAAUGUUGUGCCUCAUGGAUUUCACAAGAUUAGCGUUGCUUGUAAAGUGACUUCUGCUGACACUGGUGUAAUAUUCGGGAAUAUUAUUUACGAUGGAGGUCAUGGUGAGGAUGCUAAAUAUGUUAUUAUGAGUGACGUUCAUAUUGAUAUUAUGGACUACAUCAAACCUGGCAAAAUAGAUGAAAAUAAGUUUAGAGUCAUGUGGAAUGAAUUUGAAUGGGAAAAUAAAAUUAAUGUCAAAAGUAAUUUACCUACUUUACAAAAUUAUUUAGACAUGCUAGUUGAUGGUACUAAUAUGGGAAUUUUAACCACUACUUCCAGUUCCUCUUUAGAUGAUCAAACCGAUGCCACGGAUGAAAACAGGUUUUUGAGCUGUAAUUUGUACUCUAAAUCAUCAUUUGGCGAGGAGGCCUUAGCUAAUUUGUGUUUAGAAAAAUUACCCGAAAAUGGUGAAAUUGUUGGUACUGUACGUAUUAGAUCUAAGGGACAAGGUUUGGCUCUAUCUCUAGGUGAUAGAGUAGCUGCAAUUGCUAGAAAAGACAAAAAAAUUAAACUGGAUCAUAUUUGA
This is a messenger RNA of Saccharomycodes ludwigii, 2982 nucleotides long. RefSeq names its product coatomer subunit beta (gene SEC26). Bases 1 to 2982 code for a protein of 993 amino acids. The record is from RefSeq and is a predicted model, not a curated record. Gene Ontology annotation, molecular function: structural molecule activity. Gene Ontology annotation, cellular component: cytoplasm; COPI vesicle coat. Lineage: Eukaryota; Fungi; Ascomycota; Saccharomycetes; Saccharomycodales; Saccharomycodaceae. Gene Ontology annotation, biological process: intracellular protein transport; intra-Golgi vesicle-mediated transport; endoplasmic reticulum to Golgi vesicle-mediated transport. The transcript has a single exon.